Messenger RNA from Cucumis melo (muskmelon), 778 nucleotides. RefSeq names its product zinc finger protein CONSTANS-LIKE 16. Lineage: Eukaryota; Viridiplantae; Streptophyta; Magnoliopsida; Cucurbitales; Cucurbitaceae. Gene Ontology annotation, molecular function: protein binding. Gene Ontology annotation, cellular component: nucleus. The transcript is spliced from 3 exons. The record is from RefSeq and is a predicted model, not a curated record. Gene Ontology annotation, biological process: regulation of DNA-templated transcription. The coding region runs from base 64 to 540 and encodes 158 amino acids.
UAUUGGAAUUAAUAAAGGUAUUCCCAAAGUAGAAAAAAAAAAGGGUUUUUUUAUUUCUUAUUGAUGGAAGAGAGAGAGAUGUGUUAUAGUUGGUUAGUGAAGAGCCCAAAGAAAGAAGUUCAACAAUUAGUUCCUACACCUUCCAUUUGGGAAGAUGAUUUCAGAGCUUUUUUCGACCUCGCUGACGAAGAAAACCCCCCGCUGCUGCAUCAGCCGGACUGCCAUUUCCAGGACGUCAAUGUUAUGGAAAACAACAAGGUUUCUAAUUUGAAUUUAAAUCUUAACUAUGAAGAGGUUUUGGAAGCGUGGUCUGACCGUGGAUCUCUUUGGGCCUCUGCGUCCGACCCAACUCACGUUCCCUAUAUGGGAGAGGUUCCAAUAAUGAGAAUGGAGGAAGAAAGAAGAAGAAGGGUGAAGAGAUAUAAGGAAAAGCGUCACACAAGAAUGUUCUGUAAGAAGAUAAGAUACCAAGUUCGUAAGCUCAAUGCAGACAGAAGGCCUAGAAUUAAGGGACGUUUUGUGAAGACCGAUUAUUGUUGAAUGAAAGGAAAAAAAAAGUUGAAAAAUAUCUCAACACAAAAUAAUAAAAGUGUAUCUCCAACUUUUUCUUUCACAUGAUUCUUCUUGAAAAUAUCUAAAAAAUUUAUGCACUUAGAACCUUUGUGUGUGGUGUGGGGUUUGAAUUUGAAUAAUGGUGUGGUGUGGGGGUCUCCUCCUCCUGCAGCAGGAGGGACCCCAACUUUGUCCAUUACAUUGGUACACUCUUAGAUUCACCAUA